Messenger RNA from Pocillopora meandrina, 6510 nucleotides. NCBI's taxonomy places the organism in Eukaryota, Metazoa, Cnidaria, Anthozoa, Scleractinia, Pocilloporidae. The record is from the annotation of a GenBank genome assembly.
GACAUUCGACUCGCCCGUACCGAGACCUCCGCCGUUUCAGAGCAUGCCCACAACACCGGACACAAGCCACUCUGGAACGAAGUAAAGUUUAUUGAUCGUGACCCUUAUUACUACACGCACAGGGUCAAAGAGGCAAUUCAUAUAAGACUUCACCCUAACAACAUCAACAGGGAUAGUGGAAUAGAAAUUCUAAAGCGUGGAUGCUCACAAUCAAAAAACACAACAACAGGAGAGCCGUGAGACAGCGGACCGCCGAAGGCGCAAAUCACUCAGUGAACAGCCAGGAUCGAAAUGCACUAAUCAGAGCUGUUGAAUAACAACUAAUCACAGCAGAGCAUCAUGCUUCAUGAGAUGACGCAUGACCAGUCGACCUCAUCGCCUAAAGAAGACUAGCAGUACGCAGUCCAAACGUGGCAAUCUACAUCACACGUGACUAGAUCGUGAGACAAACGACAAAGUUAUCUUUUAUUUUUAUUACCUUAAGUCAGUUUCUCGGUUGUUAAUAACAUCCCUUGAUUUAAACGCAGGCAAAUCUAAAAGAAUUCCGAAGGGCAGUUAUUUUUGCUUUUUUCCGAAUUUAGUUGCAUUAACUCUGAUAACGAUACUCUACAGGCCAUAUUAAAUUAGAUUCAAGCGUUUAAUAUAUCAUAUGUAACAGGUUUUUGUAGUGUAGUGGUUAUAACGUCCGCCUCACACGCGGAAGGUCGCAGGUUCGAGCCCUGCCAGAAACAUACUUUUAGAAAAACUUUGAAGCAAGAGAAUAAAUGCUUUAGUUUUACCUCGACAAAAAAUGUAACACAUUUCAGAUGUUUGUUCUUCCCUUCUGUUUAUUCAUUAUAGAAAUCUUCCCUUUCCACAUAUUUGCCUCUCUGAAUAUGGUGAGGCAGUAGUCAUACUAUUGUUCAGCUCAGGUUGUAGAAACAGAAAAAUGAAAUAAUGGAACAAGAAGCGUUAACAUAUAUAUGAUACGAUCAUACUCCAUCAUGGUUUGGUGACUUUUGAUAACAAUGGCUAAUUCUUUUUUUAAAGAAAUUAAACUCUCAAAAGAAACUCACGAAGACUCUUUAAGGCUCUUAAAGAAACUCUUAAAAAGUCGGUAAAGCAAGCUUAAAACGACAGAGAACGCCGGAAACCACAACGGACAGAAAAGAUGUGAGUAAAUUCUAUUGAUUUAACGUGUAAAAUGUUCAUAUUUCGAAAUAUUUAUCGUUGUAAAUCGACCAUAUUUCGUUCCCUAUGCUAAUCCUUAUAGCAUGUUUAAAUUAUCAACGGUUUCUCCGUAAGUUAACACCGAGUCACACAACAUGUAACGCUUACAUGAAUCAGUCGCUUGCUUUUUAUCGAGACGUGAGCUUGGGACGCCUUUGUUCAUGUGUAUCUGCACUCGAACUAUCUCAAGAAGCCUUGCAUCUCUCUGCUGUUUUUCUUUCCAUAUAUUAACUAGUUAAGUUAAAAAUUAACCAGGUGCUAAUCUUGAUUGGUCGAUGUGCUCUCGUGGGGAGUCUUAGUUCGCGGUAAAUUCAAACUAAAAAUAGACUUGUCUGUGAAAAUGCCAUGACAAAAAUAUAGAGCAGUUGAAGGCUCCAAGUAAUGGGCUCCUGACUCCUCUUAUGCCUGAGGAUACGCCCCAAGUUAAACAAGUGCUCAAUUAAACUUGAAAAAUGAUCCGAAAUGCGACGCUGAUCGAAAGUCCAGGAACGCCAGUCCAUCCAUGACAAAGUUAUGGCACACAGGUAUCAAUCCACCCGUUUUAGUAGAUCAAUAAUAAAAAUACCGUUUCUACACUGACCGGCCUGUUGGUCUAGUGGCAUGAACUUGCUUAGGGUGUGAGAGGUCCCGGGUUCGACUCCCGGACAGGCCCGGUUGUGGGCUCUUUUGGUCAAAACCAUUUGGAAGUUGUCAAACUUUGCCUGAAUAAUGUAAGGAAGUUGUAUUACCAUACGUUGUGUAAUUCAUAUGUAUUCAUUUCCUUGUUCUUCAAGAGCCCUAAACAUUCGCGUUUUUUCUUUUUUCAAUGAAAGCUUUCGUGUAUUUUAGUUAUGAAAAUAUUUCCUAUCGAUGACUCGCCUUAUGCUUCUGAAAGACAGGAAAUGGCUGAACACAGGAGGUGAAAUGUCUUUUGUAAAUCAAAAUCAAUUUCCAUGCAUCUUACUUUUUUUUCGGUGAGCUCAAGGAUCAGUUAUUGUCUAUGAGGGAGGGGGGGGGAGGGGCAGAGAAUAUUUGAGGAUCAUAUGGUUUUUAGGGAGGGCGGAGGGUGGAUUAGAAAGGCUGUAUUCCGGGUUGUGGUUUCUGGUUAAAUGCGUAUCUCCGCACUUAAGGACAACAAGUUAAAAUGCAGCGGCGGGGUCCAGUUUUGACGCCAACUGUUGUUUUAACAUCAAACAUGUCAAAAUUAAGUCUAUGCAUUUCAGGGGCUAGAGAUAAUAGCAGGGUAGUUUCUGUAGUGUAGUGGUUAUAACAUCCGCCUAACAUGCGGAAGGUCGCAUAGUUCGAGCCCUGCCAGACACAUAGUGAAUACCUUUUGUAGUCACCUUUUGUCCUUCUUUUAUAAAGGCUUAUUAUGUCGCAAUGCGUGGCUCAUUUUUUCUUACGCUUUGUUUUAACGUAGGAUAUCUCUCAGCAGAUUAAGCAAUAUAUAUAAUCUAUGUUAUCGUUUAUUUUGUUUUAGCUUUAGUUAUCUUAAAAAGUUCUACGUUUUUGAAACAUCGAGACUUAGUGGCUUGCGUGGUUGCUUAUAUUUCCUGUUGGACAACAUGGUUGUGACAGCCCAAAAGCACACGACAAGGGUACAUUGUCCAUGCACAGAUAUUUGACUGCUGUGUGCUCUGUUUUACUCUGGUUUGAGUGCAAGCAUAAUUAUGAGCCAGAAUCUGUUACGUCACCGGUCAGCGGACAGACUACUGAGCAAUAAUCAAAAUGGCCAGGUCUUUUGUUAUACUCAUUAUAAGUGUAAGCAUUACUCAUCUUUAAGCGAACUUCGAAUAACAAUACAAUCUUAGGCGUGAAUUGCCUCCUACAUAAAGAGGACAAAACUUAAGAGAUGAAGCUGUGAUCUUCUGCGUGUUUGAUGUAUGUAAUAAUAAGGGAAUUAUCCGAUUCCAGACAACAAACUUGGACUGAGACAGAAUUAAGGAAAUCAGUGCGUUCGCUAAAAAAACACUUAAAAUGAUUUAAUUCCUACAGAGGGCAUCCUCUUCAGCCAGGUUAGUCUUGGCAACAGAAAGGACUAAAGACGUAUCACAUAUUAAUAAUUCCACUUAUUCACAAAAUAGUAUUUGCAUCACAUAUAGUGUGACAUCCUCGGUAGUAUAGUGGUGAGUAUCCCCGCCUGUCACGCGGGAGACCGGGGUUCGAUUCCCCGCCGGGGAGACGCGACCGCUUUUGUGCAUAACCAUAUUUUCCAAAUAUCAACUUUUCCCUACAGGCUAAAAGUUUUGAAAUUAGUUUUCUUUAAUUCCGAAAUCAACUCGUUUUUUCAUGAACAUAAGGAAGCGAUAACAAACAGUGAGCUACACUAGAGGAACUACAAAAGCUUGAUACGCGGAAGGUUGCGGGUUCGAGCCAUGCCAUGGAGUAAAUUUGAUCCAGGUUCUGCUAUCGAUCGGAUUCCUUUUGAGCUGAUAGAGAGAGGGUUUAAAGCUGUUUAUGUAAUAAAAAAAUUGUUCUUCGUCCUAUUAAGUUUCCCUCAGAGAAAGAUGUUUUUCUUUUGUCUUGUCUCAAGCUUAGGAAAACGGAAAAGUUCUGAGUCCUCAUGAGAAGCUAAACCUUAGAUCUUCGGAUUCCGCCCUCCAAUUCUCUAGCCCUGAGCCACAAUGACACAACGCUGCACUGGGUCAUCGCUAGGUCUGCAUGUGACAUGUGUCCUGCAUACUGCUAAGAUUAACAAUGUCGAAAGGGUCCUGUGUGUAAAUAGAAUAAGAAAGAUAGUAAAUACUAAGUUUGGUGGUGAGAUGGAGAAAUUUGUUUUUUUUUUAGCUUUUGGACAAAGGGAAAGUUCUGAGUAACCUUGAGGAAUUGAGUUUCCCUUGUUUAAGCUCGGCUACUUGCCACUAGUUUUCUGUUGCCUUGUGUUUGAGAAGAUUCAGGCAGUUGUUGUUGUUUUUUUUAACUCGAUGUUGAACGUUUGUGAUUUUCUGUUUUUUUCUGACGCAGUGAGCUUUAUUUCGGUCUUCAUUAUUUUCGAACCACUCUUGUUACCAGUGUUUUUGGACACAGGAAACGGGACAAUUUAUGAAAGUAUAUUGGAUAAAAUUAUGACAAAAAGAAAAACGAAAGGCACGGGUGGGAUUUGAACCCAUGACGUCCUGUUUACUAGACAGGCGCGCUAACCACCUGAGCUAGAAGGGUUAAUUCUUGAGAUGGAGCCGGCCAAACAGCUAAGAAGUUUUCUGUGCGUAUGACAAAAAACCGAGGAAUGCGAGGCUGAUAUAGCAAGGCAAUGAUAUAAAAAUGUCUUAAUUCUGUUUGGACAUACUUGCUAAAAGCUGCCUUCAAAACGUGAGUGGCAACUGGUGCUUGUCGUUGUUGGAUGAUAGAGAGCUUCAUACAGUUCUUAAACCCAAAACACAGUCCAGGGAUCAUUACUUCAGUUAUGGCAAAGGCAGCGAAAAAAUUGAGGAAUGUAGUUUACAACCGUCUGUAAACUUCAAGGUAUCAUACACCUAAACAAAUUACGAACAAAAUACGAAACUGUGGUAAUGUUCUGACCCCCUAUUGAUACUAACAACCUAUCCCAGAGUGAACUACUCGAAAGCCGCGGUGGAACUGGGAUUAGAUGAAACUUUUAUGAUGAACGAUUUCCCUCCUUUGCUAUCGAUUAAUACUGAAAAUUGAUAAUUAUAAAACUGGUACAUUGAUCAUUUUUCUAAAGACUCUAAACAUCUAAGAUUUAGCAAACACAAUCUACUCCUUAAUGGUAACACACAUUCGGUCGUCUCCGUGGCGCAAUCGGUUAGCGCGUUCGGCUGUUAACCGAAAGGUUGGUGGUUCAAGCCCACCCGGGGACGAUAUUUUACACCUCAGCCAACCCUUUUGUUUUCUUGUUGCAUGUUUUAUAUGGCCCAUUUCUCGGAAAAAAUUUAACCGUUCUGUUAGCUGUAACAGAGUUACUAGCUGUGGCACUCAGGUGCUCACGUGUUGGAAAUCAAGUGCAGUCACGCCUUUACCAUUAAGCCGAAAAAGACAAAAGUAGACUGGAAUACUCCAGUUUUCAUAAUUUGAAGGCUGGGCUUCAUUUCCUAUCUGUCUUCAUUAUUUGUCCUUUAGUGUGAGAUGUACGCACCAUCACUGUCAUUUGUUUGAAGAAGCUUGUUUCAUUGGUGAAAUUGAUGGUGGAGCAGUGGUGACUUAUUUGCGGGUUUCUGCCUGACAUUGAGGUUGGCUCGCACAGCUCCUCUUUCAAAUGCAACUACCUUACCAGGAGCUAGGUAAACUUUCAGAAGCCGUUCGCUGUGAUAAUACUUCCUGUAAUGUACACUCCUUGUAAACCGACUGAGGUUGUCAUUUAGACUUGAACAAUUUUCCGAAGUGCGACCAGGAUCAAAACACCAGUAACUCUAGUCUGUUCAUGACGCAGGUGUUAAUCCACCCGCUUUAAUAAGAGCAAUGAAAAAAAUACCCUUCCUAAACCAUAUUUGACAUCUCCGGCCUGUUGGUCUAGUGGCAUGAUUCUUGCUUUGGGUGCGAGAGGUCCCGGGUUCGACUCCCGGACAGGGCCUAUAGUCCCUCCAGAAAUUAACAGACCAGAGAGUCAAACUUCCGUUGGAUAAAUUUAUGACGACGGCAAUACCAUAAAAGAUAGAUCUCAUUUUGUUUUCCGUUUCUGGUUCCUCACAAGCCCUUAACGUACCACUGAAUUUUGUUUUUUCAAGGAGAGCUCCCAUUACUUCUGUUUUUUUUUCUGUUAAGAGUACCAAACUUGGAACAUUAUCUUAAUUCAUUUCGUUGAAAAGGUUGUGGUUAUUCAUCGUGUUUUUCGUUUGUCUCACGACGUAGUCACGUGUGAUGUAGAUCGCGGCGUUUCGACUGCAUACUGCUUGUCUUCUUCAGGCAAAACCAAACAACAGUGCCGAACCCGCCAACGAGUUACUACUACUGCGGUUUUGCCUUAUGUCAAAGGUCUGUCCUAACAGCUUCGUCGUUGCCUACAACAACAAGGCGUACGCGCUGUUUUCAAGUCUGAGACUACGCUAAGAUCUCAGUUAGUACGACCGAAAGAUGCUGUCGACCCGGCUAAACAAGAUGGCGUAGUUUAUAGGAUUCCCUGUAAAUGCGGCAAGGUGUACAUCGGAGAGACUGAAAGACCUAUGCAAGACAGAAUUAAGGAGACAUUCGACUCGCCCGUGUAACACCGGUCUCAAGCCGCUCUGGAACAAAGUAAAGUUUAUUGAUCGUGACCCUUAUUACUAGACGCGCAGGGUCAAAGAGGCAAUUCAUGUAAGACUUCACCCUAACAACAUCAGCAGGGAUAGUGGAAUAGAAAUUCCAGAAGCGUGGAUGCCCACGACAAAA